ACUAUUUUGUAGUUAUUGUGAGUGAAAAAAAAACGUUCUCUCGAGUCAUGAAUUUGGAUAUUCAAACCAUGAGGAAAAGUGCUGUGAUUUAGCUAUUAGCUCACGGGCUAACCUCAAAAUCAUAACAAAAGUCUACUUUUACCGAUAAUACUUACAGAAAGACAGUUCAGCAUUCAGCGGUGCCACACAAAUGAUGGGAGGGAGACGAAGAAUAAAUGCAAGCCACUUCAAUAUUGUAAGGUUGUCCAGUCGAUUAUCGAGUGCUGUACAAUCAAGUGUCAACAACGGCAACUCCCUUCUCAUUUUAUCCAUCGAAAUGGCGAAUAAACAAAACUCCCAAAAGAGCGUCAAGAUAGCAGCAGGAGCAGUGGUGUGUGUUGAAAGUGAGAUUAAAGGAGAUGUUACUAUUGGCCCAAGGACAGUGGUCCAUCCAAAAGCGCGAAUAAUUGCAGAAGCUGGCCCCAUUGUGAUUGGAGAAGGGAAUUUGAUCGAGGAACAAGCCGUCAUUAUUAACAGUUACCCUGAAAAUAUCACACCAGAUACUGAAGUGGAACCAAAGACGAUGACCAUUGGCAUUAAUAAUGUAUUUGAAGUUGGCUGUUUGUCACAAGCCCUUAAAAUUGGAGACAACAAUGUUAUAGAAUCAAAAGCUGAUGUAGGUAGGAAUGUCAUCCUAACCAGCGGCUGCAUCAUUGGGGCUUUCUGCCAGGUGAACACCUGUGAGGUCAUACCUGAGAACACAGUCAUCUAUGGCUCUGGAUGUAUGAGGCGGGUGCAAACUGAGAGGCCACAGCCUCAAACACUGCAGCUCGAUUUUCUAAUGAAGAUUUUGCCCAACUAUCAUCACUUGAAAACCAUCAAGGCCAGCCAUAAUUAAACUGUUGAAAGCCUUAAAAGUUGGAAAUGUGAAUAGCAAAAUGAAGUUUUACAAGAUUAAAUAACAUGUCAAUGUAUAUAUUAUUGAACAUUUAUUGUCAUCAGUACUUUUCCUAACUGGUAUUUUCUAAAGACCGUAACCACAAAAGAUAGCAGAGCGUUUACCCAUAUCCUG
Molecule: messenger RNA, 1051 nt
Organism: Corythoichthys intestinalis (scribbled pipefish)
Lineage: Eukaryota; Metazoa; Chordata; Actinopteri; Syngnathiformes; Syngnathidae
Gene: dctn6
Product: dynactin subunit 6
Exons: 8
Coding region: 191-877 (228 amino acids)
Biological process (GO): mitotic spindle organization
Cellular component (GO): dynactin complex
Molecular function (GO): dynein complex binding
Source: RefSeq, a predicted model, not a curated record